Rattus norvegicus (Norway rat) is the source of this 7572-nucleotide messenger RNA. NCBI's taxonomy places the organism in Eukaryota, Metazoa, Chordata, Mammalia, Rodentia, Muridae. The record is from RefSeq and is a predicted model, not a curated record.
UCUGGCCCUGCUUGAACAGCUGCGACGCCGCCUCCUCUCGUCCGCGGAUCCCACCCUCAGCGGCGGGGGAGGGGGAAAGUUUUCCCCUUUGCAGGGGCUGUGUGGUGCGAGGCGACAACAAGACCUUAGGAGAGUCCGGGAAGAAGCCAACAAUUGAGUUUUCUUCUGAUUAUACUGUGCUGAGCUGGACAGAGAAAUCAUGGCGAGGUCUCCCUCUGUUGCCUAUGGGGAGGGGUAUCUCUCCCAAGGCUCAAGGGAACCUCCUGUCUUGGCCUCCUGAAUUAAUGGGACUUGAGAGACUGCUAACAUCUGAACAUACAAAAUCAAACAGACAAACUCUUGCACAAUUGCUCCCCCAGCAUUCUACUCUAGAGGAAUGCCACUGCACAUGGAUUCCAAGCAGGUUAAAAAGAAAAGUAGUUGAUUAGAUCUCAGAGCACCCAGUGAACGGGAUGACGGCCACAGCUGCAGUGGAGACACCAAAAAUGGAGAAGAGUGCUUCCAAGGAAGAGAAGCACCAGCCAAAGCAGAAAGGCAGCACAGACCGAGACAAUGCUGAUCCUGAGGAAUGGGUGAACUCUGAGAGUGACCCUGAACCGAUGAGCUUUAAGAGUGGCCACAACAGCAACCAAUCUGCAGAUAUUCAGUUGAAGAAGAAAGAGAUGCCCUCCAAGCCACAUCGCCCGCUCUGUCGGUCACCCUGCCUGGACCGGCCAAGCUUCUCUCAGAGCAGCAUUUUACAGGAUGGGAAGCUAGACUUGGAGAAAGAAUACCAAGCCAAGAUGGAUUUCGCUCUAAAGUUGGGCUAUGCAGAAGAACAAAUUCAAUCAGUGCUUAAUAAACUAGGCCCAGAAUCACUUAUUAAUGAUGUAUUAGCAGAGCUUGUGAGACUUGGAAACAAAGGUGAUUCCGAAGCACAAGUCAACUUGAGUCUGUUAUUGCCCCGAGGAGCUAGUUCCAGAGAGAUUGCGAGCCCUGAAUUGUCUCUUGAAGAUGAAAUAGACAAUAGUGAUAAUUUAAGACCAGUUGUUAUUGAUGGAAGUAAUGUGGCAAUGAGCCAUGGGAAUAAAGAAGAAUUCUCCUGCAGAGGAAUACAGCUCGCUGUGGAUUGGUUUCUAGACAAAGGCCAUAAAGACAUCACUGUAUUUGUACCAGCAUGGAGAAAGGAGCAAUCCCGCCCUGAUGCGCCGAUUACAGAUCAAGAUAUUCUGCGUAAACUGGAGAAGGAAAAGAUUCUCGUCUUCACACCAUCCCGAAGAGUCCAAGGCAGAAGGGUGGUCUGCUAUGAUGAUCGGUUCAUAGUCAAAUUGGCUUUUGAUUCUGAUGGCAUCAUUGUGUCCAAUGAUAACUACCGAGACCUUCAAGUUGAAAAGCCAGAAUGGAAGAAGUUUAUAGAGGAACGGUUGCUGAUGUAUUCUUUUGUGAAUGAUAAGUUUAUGCCACCAGAUGAUCCUCUUGGACGCCAUGGUCCAAGCCUUGAGAAUUUCUUAAGAAAGAGACCUGUGGUUCCUGAGCAUAAAAAGCAACCGUGUCCGUAUGGCUGCCUCAACAUACAGAUUUUGCCUAAGAAAAGUUGUCCAUCACCAGAAAAAUGAGGCUAGUCCACAGCUCAGCUCUUAGCUCUUACACUGCAGUUUCCUCCGGAGCUUUCCACUCACUUCCUCUCCCUUCACAGUAUGUGGUGACUCCUUGGUGUUGUCUGUGUCUCAUCUUUGUGGAGAGUUCAUUUUCCGCUUUAACCCCGAACAGUAUAACUCUAACCUGAGUGGUCAGAUUGUUUAGGACAAUGUCUGGCACAGAGGGUUACACCACUAUGAAAGAGAGAGUCUUACUCCAAGGCAUUAUUUUUCAGGCAAAAAAUGUACCUACGGCCACAAGUGCAAAUACUAUCAUCCGGAGCGGGCCAACCAACCCCAGCGUUCGGUGGCUGAUGAGCUCCGCAUCAGUGCCAAACUGUCCACAGUGAAAAUAAUGAGUGAAGACACCCUGGCCAAAUGUGGUACAGGGAUGUCUACUGCCAAAGGUGAGAUAACCUCAGAGAUCAAACGUGUGGCCUCCAAGCGCCAAUCAGAUCCCAGCAUCCGGUCUGUGGCUGUGGAGCCUGAGGAGUGGCUGUCCAUUGCCCGUAAACCUGAGGCCAGUUCUGUCCCUUCACUUGUGACCGCUUUAAGUGUCCCUACAAUCCCUCCCCCCAAAAGCCAUGCAGUGGGUGCACUCAACACCCGUUCAGCCAGCAGCCCAGUGCCAGGGUCCUCCCAUUUUCCCCAUCAAAAGGCCUCUUUGGAACACAUGGUCAGCAUGCAAUAUCCACCUAUCCUGGUUACCAACAGCCAUGGCACCCCUAUUAACUACACUGAGCAAUACCCAAAGUUUGAGACCAUGGGGGACCAUGACUACUAUUCAGUGUUAAGCGACUUCUCCAAGCUGAGCAUCAACAACAUGCAUAAUCAUGAAUAUUAUAUGGCUGAGGCAAACCAAGGGGUAUAUGUUCGGAAUCCUGGCCUAUGUACCGACAGUCACAUGAGCCAUACCAGGAAUGACAACUAUUCCUCUUACAACAACUUGUACUUGGCUGUAGCUGAUGCCCAUCCUGAAGGCACGUUGAAGCUGCACCGCGCAGCAUCCCAUAACCAUCUUCAGCCUUUCUCCCAUGGUUACCAUGAAGCCUUAGCGAGAGUUCAAAGUUAUGGUUCAGAAGAUUCCAAGCAAGCACCCCACAAGCAGUCAGUCCCUCACUUAGCUCUGCAUACCCAGAAUCCAGCAACUGGAGCACACUCUAGCUGUCCUGGAGACUACACCAUGCCUCCCAAUAUCCAUCCCGUGGGACCCUCCCAGCCAGGCCGUGCUCUGGUGAUGACUCGGAUGGACAGCAUUUCUGACUCCCGCCUCUAUGACAGCAACCCUAUGAGGCAAAGGCGGCCUCCUCUGUGCAGGGAACAGCAUGCUAGCUGGGACCCAUUGCCUUGUACAGCCGACUCCUACGGAUACCACUCCUACCCCUUAGGUAACAGCCUCAUGCAACCAUGUUAUGAACCAGUCAUGGUAAGGAGCAUGCCUGAAAAAAUGGAGCAGCUUUGGAGGAAUCCUUGGGUCGGAAUGUGCAAUGAUUCUAGGGAGCAUAUGAUACCAGAGCAUCAAUAUCAGACGUACAAGAACCUCUGCAACAUCUUCCCUUCUAACAUUGUUCUCGCAGUGAUGGAGAAGAAUCCCCACACAGCAGAUGCUCAACAACUGGCAGCCUUGAUUGUUGCCAAGCUUAGGGCUGCACGUUGACAUGACAUAGGACUUAUUCCUUUACAUAAAUAUGAAUACUAUUAAUACAUUGAGACUAUAAUUCUAGUAAGUAAUAAUUUGUGUUGUGCUUUUCAAAUUAGAGUACUUCUAUCUUUUAAGUACAUAACAACUCUGUGAGGUAGAUCUCAGUAACAUUCGAUUUUAUAGAGAAGGAAACAAAGCGUGAUGCUCGAAAAUGACAGCAAGACACCCACCUAAGUUCUCUGGCCCAAUGUCCCAUGCCCUUUCCCACUAAAGUGUGGAGAUAAUGGGGGACAAAACCCAGGAGGCCUACGUGCACAAGAAACCCCAAGGGAACUCAUUACUAUACCUUUCUUUCAAUUUUCUUUUUUUAAUUUUUUGAGACAGUUUUUGAGACCUUGUAACCCUGGCUUUCCUGAAACUUGCUAUGUCGAUCAGGCUGACCUGAACUCAGAGAGCCACCUUCCUCUGCCUACAGAGUCCUGGGAUUGAAGGUGUAUGCCACCACACCUGUGUUUUUUCUGUCACAAUUCCCUAUUAUAAAGUGUGGAUCAUCUGUCCAAUUUAGAAAGCAAAUACCUGAGGAUCAGAUUGCAUUGUGAAUUAACCUUUAAGGUUCUUUUAUAGACAUAUUUAAAAUCAAAAGUAAAAAGAUUUUAUUGCAUGGAUAUCUGAUCAUUCAAUAUCUUUAACCAAGUAUAGGGUCAUAUUGAGGCUUCUAGAGAAAUAAUUGAACCUUCCUCUUAGCAAUUCUACUGCAUGUAUGAAUUUAUGUAUUUGGUUUCAGAUGUGUUUAUAUCUCCGGUAUCAACUUUUCUAUAGUGAUAAUGAGAUGGUAAGCUCUAUACAGACUAUAGUUUACAUCUGUAUAGAUCACAAAUACAACUUGAUUUUGUCACACUUUAUAGUUUCAAUUAGAGUCGAAAGUGAAAUCACAUGGCAACAUUUACAUUUUGCUUUCUAAAGGCCCAGAGUAAAGCAGCUGUAAUUCUUCUACAUCUUUCACUUGACCACAUUUAUUAACCAUUCUUAGCUUUCAGAAAGUCUCUUCACUUUAGCAAAUUAGGGGUCAGGCUGAAGCCUUCUAUAGAGGAACUCGUCUAUAAGCUCAUGUUCAACGCUUAGUAUGUAUAUGAUACACAAGUGCUGAAGAGCUGGACCAGGACCAAGGGACUCACUAGCAGAAUCUACUUCCCUUAUCCCAGGAGGGAUAGCACUAAGCGAUAGCUACAGAGUUGGAACUUCUGACCAAUUCAACAUUACAGGACAAAGUGUAGUGAAGGGGAGCGCAUAGGCAUACAAGCUACUCUCUCUAGCUGUCCACCCUUUGAGCAAUAAGAUCAGUAGUUAAUAGAGCAGAAUUUCUUUAGGAAAACAAACCAGGGUAUUUUCUAGGUGGCAAAAAGCAGUUGCCAAAGGAGAAGUGUUCUGUUAUGCACUUCAAAUCCAAGCAAAGAGGGUGCACUGGAUUAGAUCACGAGAUGCAUUAUUAAAGAAGGUAUGACUUUUUGGGCCAGGCAGCACCAUUUGCACAAGUUGAAUCUUCCUCUAGGUAGAAUCAUUUGUAGCUGCGCGCCUCUAGAAGGGGCAUUUAUUGUUUUGUUUUGUUUUGUUUUAAGAUGCACUAAAUGAGCCCUCCUUUCUGAAUUCACUGUAUAUUUCAACAUUUUGAACCAUGACCAGCUCCCAAUUUCUGAAGCUGGAACUUACUAACUUCUCCAGUCCUUUUUCAUGAGAGUUGAGAAGGCCUGGCCUUGGCCUUUUGUUUCUUCAUGAGAAGGUGUAAUACUGCCUAUAAAUGUUUCUUACUGUGAAACACUCUGAAUGUGAGGCUGUAGUCAGGGUUGUUUCUGGUGGUUUGAUAACGGCUUACAUGCUGCUUUCCAGCUUUCUCUCUCUGUGAAAGUUGAUGAAUAGUACAUCUGACCCAGUAUUUGCUUAGCCACAAUUUUACAUCUACUCCUCCUACCCUCUAAUUGUCUCAUCCCCCAGUAUACUGAGAAAGUGUAACAAUAUUUUCUAUCAAGUUGGUCCAUAUAAACUGACAGUUGCCACUGCAGCGCUUGGUAUCUCACACAAGCAUCUCUUCAUACCUUCAACUUUGUGGACCUUCUAAAUCUGCCCCUUGACUAGAUCAGGGUAUUUGACAAUCUUAGACUAUUCUGAUGCCUUUCUACCAAUUAGUUCAUCUUCCUACCAAUGGCACUGCAGUGUCCACUAGCUUUCCGUUUUGCGGGAAAGUCCAAGAUUCGUCUUGUUGGCUGCAAUUCAUCUGGAAUGUUUGUGUUGAAAAUUCAAAAUAAUUGUAAGCUCCUCCCAGUAGGGGGACUUUUUUAAAGCUAGCGUAUGUAUUUUUUACUUUCUAAGAAAGGAUUGCCAUUCUUCUCUCCUUGUAAAAUGUGUAUGAACCAAAGCAGCUAAGAGCAAUGCCUCAAAUAACCAGAAAUGACCUUUUGUUGAUACAAAUUGUAUCUCUUUUUCUCCUGAUUGUAUAGAGACAAAUAUACAAAACUCAUCUUAAACUAUGUUUAGUACUUAAUUUUCACCAUAUUUGUGGCACUGUGUGUCACAGGAAAGUAGCCCAGGGGUCACGAGGGAGCUUUUAUUUCCAAAGGGCAGUAGUUUAUAGACAAACACAGUUUUCAAGGCCUCUUUAUUGUUAGAUGCACAACUAUUGUGUGUACAAUCUGCAACAUUGUGACUCUCUUUAGCCUAUUAAAUUUAAUAUGUCCUUAUAAAAGGGAUUUUUAUAAAUUGUCAAUAGUAAUAAACCAUAUGUAAGAAUCUUUAAGGAGCUGUAUAAAUAUGAAUGCAUAAAUCCAACUUGGUUCUUACAUUAGAGAAACAUUUUUUAUAUCAAGAUCUGCAUACUUCUUGACUUUUCCAUUUUGUCUAUAAUUAUACAAUAGCAAAUAAAGAAGAGCAUUGAGAGCUCGGUAGCACCCUUCAAGGGGCUAAGUGUGUGUCCUUUAGGAUACUUACCUCCACAUUCACAGCAGGGGUUAAGGCACAGUGUUCUGUGUGGUUUUCAAGAAGCAGCGGAUUCUGUAAGAGGUGCUUUGUCAUUUGAAUUCCUUCACUGAUUUUCUGACCUCAUAGCAAAUCUCUGCCUGUCCAGGCCUUAGACUUUGUAGUUUCUGAUUUUCGUUUUCUUGUUGUGACCUUAUUAUUGUUGUUGUUUUCAUUUCCGCCUAAAGGAGAAAUGUGACUCUGGAAAGGCAUGGUCAAUCCAGAGCACCCUUUCUAUAAGACAGCUCAAAGAAAGAGGAGCCUUUUCAAAGGUAACAUGGAACUAUUGAACUCACUUAAGGUACCAGGUAUGGAAGGGACAAUGACAGAUGCCUUAUGGAAAUGGUCUGUAAAACUUUUCUUCUAAGUAAUGAAGCAUAUGGCAUGAUUUUUCUCCCUCUUUCUUAUUCUCUCAACCCCUUCUGGUUUCUACUUCUCCACGAUCCUUUUUUGUUAAGUCUCGGAAUUAAUAACCUUUAUAAAACAAUUCAAUCAUUAAUAUCUAUUAAUCUUUGUUACAGUUUCCCUCUAACGCGGAACAGUUCGUUGUGAAGAGGCUCUCAGUUAACAUUCUAUCUGUGCUCUAAGUGUGCGGCUUUGUACAAGUGCCCUUCUUGAGGGCCAACAAUUUCAAUAGAGUUUGUUUUACUUUGUAAAUCAGGUUUGGAUUUGCACAGGGAAAGUCAUGCGAAGCUGUCCAAAGAGCCGUGCUCAGGUCUCCUCCUAACCCUUCUCUUCCACCUCCUAGUUUGCUUCUCUUCGGGUAUGAAACUGAGGAGUGCAUAACCUUCAACCAAAAUGGCACUAGUGUUAGUUUUCAUUCGAAACCAGUGUAUUUCUAGAACUUGCUUGUCUAAAGUAGUCAAUGCCUCUGUGAAGACUCAGCAUAUUUGAUAUCUAUUGUAUUAUAGCUAGCUAUACACAUAGGCAGAUUGACUAUUUUUUAGUCCUGGUUUGUGUAUCAUUGAGCUAUAGUAAUUUGUUUUAUCCAUUUGUGGGAUUAAACAGUAUUGUUUAAUGGUUGUAAACUUUUUAUAAAACCACUUUGGGUUCCUUGUUUGACCCAAACAUAAUGUAAGUCUCAAUGACAAAAUACACAGAGCCAACGUGAGGUGAGUGAAAAUAUAACCCUUCCCCAGUUUUGUCUGCCUCUCUAACGCAUGUGCAAUGCUUUAUACGAUAUUCUCACUAGCAUGAAUGUACUUAGAGGUUUUUAUUUGUUUCACCUAUAAUUGUGAUGAAAAUGCUGUAUUGUUGACAACAAUGAACUGUAAACCCAUUAACUGCAUAAACUUUGUCUACUAAUCA